AAAAAAUUUGACAGUUUCAUGAUCCGCAAAGAUGGAUGAGAGAGCGAGCGCCGCCAUAUUUAUCCAAGGCUACAUUUGCUGCUUCCAAGUUGAAUGAUUCAAGAUGGGAUUCAGAUUAUGAGAAACUGUGAAAGCCUCCACCAAAUCAUGGCUUUCUGCCCUGCACUAAGCCUACUCCUAACUAUACAACUUAUCCUGAAUAGCGAGGUUACAAAUGGAGGUCUCAACCAAAUGCAUACCGGGAUAUGUGAUAUGGUAGCUGUAGCUCGCACCAUAAACGCCACUCAUGUAAUUCCGGAACUUGACAAGAAAUCAUUUUGGCAGGACGAUAGGUUAUUCGGAACUUCCAAAACUGAUUCUCGGUGGGCAAAUAACAAACUACCUUCGGAUAUUCAGAAGUUUCGUUGCCGAACUUGUUUUGAAGCUCUUCGUUUCUCUUCUCGAAUUGAACAAAUGGGAAAGAUUUUGGUGGAGAGGAUAAGAUCAUUUGGUCAUUAUAUUUAGGCUAUGAGAAGGACAUGAUUGCAUUUAGUGUUGGCUAGUUGAACAUAUCAUUUAUCUACAGCGAAGCUGAAUGAAAGCGCACUGCAUAUUGGAAGAGGAAGUACAUUGAUCCUAUUGAAGAAAGGUCAAAAGGACUUUGCCCCUUUAACUCCAAAAGAUGUUGGAAUUUUUAUUACUGCUCUAGGAUACCCUUCAAGUACUCCAAUAUACAUUUCU
Arachis stenosperma is the source of this 720-nucleotide messenger RNA. Its product is annotated as O-fucosyltransferase 35-like. Gene Ontology annotation, cellular component: cytoplasm. Bases 94 to 504 code for a protein of 136 amino acids. The transcript is spliced from 7 exons. Lineage: Eukaryota; Viridiplantae; Streptophyta; Magnoliopsida; Fabales; Fabaceae. The record is from RefSeq and is a predicted model, not a curated record.